AUGGUGCUUUCUCUUUUUCUCGCCGUCAUUUGUGUCUCCUCUGCGCCCCCUCCCUUAGCAUUUGCAAAGCACAAUGCCGCUCAAUUGACACCAUCGCGCAGACGCAGCAAUUCUCACAAGGCCUGGGGUCAAGGAACGAAUCCAAUUACCCAGAGAUCUUCGUACGCACAGCACAACGGAAACAUGCCGCCUUCCAAAGCUUCUGCCCCUUCCAAUCCUACUUCGAAAGAGUCGAACACGCCGGACAACCAUGCCCAUGACCGCCUUGUUUUCCUCCUCACUAGCUUCAUUGGCCUCAAUGCUACCAUCACCACAAAAAGCGGAGAGAAGUAUACUGGAAUAUUCUCUUCCUCCUCCCUUGAGCCCAACGAUUCUUCCUUCAUUCUCAAAAUGGCGCAGCGGCCAACAAAACAAGAUCAGCAACGCGCAAAUGGGACGAGCGAUGCCGUCAGCCCCUUUCUUGGCUCGGCACCGGAUCACAGCAUGUCUUUUGACGUUAAAGAUGUGGUAGAUAUCGCUGUGUCGAAUGUGUCUACCGCCGAUAUCACCGCCAAGGUGUCUAAUGGCGCUGCGGCUGCAUUCAAGACGGAUACCGAUAUCUCAGGAAACUUUGCAAUGCGCGAGCGAACCCUCAAGCGCUGGGAGCCUGCAGCGGAUACGGAGAUUGAUAUGUCCCUCGAGAGCGCAGCCGCCUCGGCCGGGUGGGAUCAAUUUGAGACCAACGAGAGACUAUUCGGCGCCACUAGCAGCUAUGACGAGAAUAUCUACACCACUCGCAUCGAUCGAUCAGACCCCGCAUACAAACGGAAGGAGGCAGAGGCCGCGCGCAUCGCUCGUGAGAUCGAAGGUACAGAGAUUGAUAAUGCGCACGUACGUGAGGAAAGAGGUACUGUACCGGUUGACGACAGUGGAUUGGAUGAGGAAGACAAAUACAGUGGUGUUCGCCGUGACGAGAAGAACUUCCCCCCUCUUGUUUCAGGUCAGCCGAAUAAAUACACUCCCCCGGCGCGCAGGCAACCCGCUGCGCAACCGACCACCACGGCCGAAGCUCCCUCCAGCCUGAAACGAGCGGAUGCCGUCUCGAAAGACACAAUCGCAGCGCCGGCCCCGGCCAAAGAGCCAGUUACCACUCAGCCAAAGUCGACUCCCCCAACCACAAAGCCCGUGGAGGCGGAACAACAACCGGUGCCUGUCAAGGCUGCUCCAUCGAUCCCCUCAGCUCCCAAACGACCUGCUGCAGACAAUGCGACUGCCAACGUCGAGGCGGAAGUCUUGGACCAUUUCCGUCAGUUUGCCAACAGUGAGAAGCUGAAGCUGCAGGAACGUCGCCGCAACCAGGCCUCCUAUGAUCGCACGGUCAAGCUUAACGAGUUGAUGAAAUUCUCCAAGAAUUUCAAGCUCGCGACACCUGUCCCCAAGGAUCUCGUGCCAAUUCUUGCCAAGGACCCCCAGAAGCAGGAGGAAAUCAUCCAAAGGGCGCAAAUCCAGGCUGAGGAAAAGCUGGCGACGAAACCAUCUCCCAGCGCCCCUGAGCAGAAGCCGACCCCUCGAGCCCCUGGAGCAGUUGCACCACCAACGCAGCCCGAUCGUUCCAUUUAUCCUCGCGGUCGCCAAGCCUUCCCCCCUACCGGUCCCCAUGCUGGACCAGGUGGACGGCCCGCUCAUCAAGGGACGCAUCCAGGUCGUCCAGGCACCGGUAUGCUCAGUCACCGUUUGGCCGAUAAUCUGCAACAACGAAAGGGAGGAGUGAUGGCUCCUGUCCCCGCACCCUUGCCUAUUCCAGAUGCUCGCGUCCCUCCCAGUGGCACUGCGGGCGAUCAGUCAGUUGUUUCGAGCCCGAACAAGACGCACACCCCCAUGUCGGCGGCCUCGACCAAGUUCAAUGUGCGAGCCAUGGAAUUCAAGCCAAACCCUGCCGCCAGCACUUUUACCCCGGGCGCCUCCUCCAGCUCUUCGCCGUUCGUCAGAGGCCGCUCUGUCUCUCGCGUCACGAGCCCAUCGAUCUUCUUUGGCGCAAAGAAGCCCCGACCUAUCUCUGAGCGACCAUCAAUUCAAGACCAAUUCAACCCCAUUAAGCGUAUGAAGAAGGAGAGUGCAGAGCAAUCCGAUAAGAGCUAUAACUUCAAUGGAGGCAUUCCUCCGGCUUACAAGACCCUGCCCACAUGGGAUGUUUCACCGGCCAACGAGGAGAAGACCUAUUUGCAGAUGUUCAAACAACCUGCGGGCAUGCCAUCGAUUUCCCCGCAAAGCCGUUCGGCUUCCAACCCUCAGGCUCCGCACCAGGCCCAGAUACCGUUCCAGUUCCAGCAAACGGCCCCAGGAAUGCCUCCAGCCUCUGGUCCUCCCCAUGGCCCCCAUAAUCUGCAUCCGCAGCAGCAGCAUCACGGUGCAGGUCCCGGCCAUUUCGAUGACCAUCACCGUAUGCAGAUGUCUGCGUCCACCUCACAAGUCUUCCCCUCUCCGAGAAUGCAGCACGGCUACCCGUCGCCUAUGGCCCCGCAUGCCCAGCUUGCGUUCGGGCAGCCUGUGCCACAAUUCUAUGUCAACCAGGGAGGUCCGCAACCCACUCACAUGAGGCAUUUCCCUGGUGCACCGCAGUUUGUCAAUCCUCAGACUGGAAUGGGUGCUCCCAUGAUGGUCCAGCAACCUUCCAGUGGCCCUUACAUGAGUGGCCCCCAAAGCAUGACCCCUUACACUCCUCAGAUGCAGAUGUAUUCCCCAAACCCUGGUCAUGCAUACCCGCAACACGCUCCUCCACAGCCACAUAGCGGGUAUCCUAGCCCUAGUCGCGGCGCCCCAAUGAUGAUGCAUCAAAAUUCUCAGCCAGGCCAGCCACCCCAGCCCGUGAUGUUCAUGUCCCCGGGACAGCAUGGUCAACCAGUAUACGCUGGCCAACAGCCGGGUCACAUGCCUCCCGUGCGCGGAAAUUAUCCCCAGCAGCAACCGCAUUUCCAGUCCAGCCCUCACCAGUCCCAGCAUUAUCCGCCUCACCAGCAUCGAAACCCAAGCAACGGCUUCAACCAGAUGCCUCAGAUGCCGCCUCAAAUGCCAUCCCAACCUCCUUCAGCUGUGCCUUCUAACACCCAAGCAUCCGAGGCCGCAGAUGAAGUGAAAUGA
Molecule: messenger RNA, 3117 nt
Organism: Aspergillus clavatus NRRL 1
Lineage: Eukaryota; Fungi; Ascomycota; Eurotiomycetes; Eurotiales; Aspergillaceae
Product: putative PAB1 binding protein (Pbp1)
Exons: 5
Coding region: 1-3117 (1038 amino acids)
Biological process (GO): cytoplasmic stress granule assembly
Cellular component (GO): cytoplasmic stress granule
Molecular function (GO): RNA binding
Source: RefSeq, a predicted model, not a curated record